AUGUGAGACAAAAAUUUGGUUUUCUAUGUUUUUACAUGACAAGCUGUACGCUUUCGUUUCCCGUUUUUUUCUGUAUUAACACAUUGAUAACAAUGUAUUAWCUCAAGGUGCAUAUGACAAUACUUUUUAUUUCAAAAAUAGCGUUAUUAGGUUAUCCAAGUGUUAUUGGAUGAAGGCUUCACAAUACUGAGAAAAUUCAGGUGCAAAACAUUAUGCUAAUUUGAUAUAGUCAAAAUGUGUAUUUUACAAAAUUUCAAUUUUGUCUUAUUUCAGGCACUCUUAAGUAAUCUUUCCCAAACUGUAGAAGUUCGUUUUUGGUUACUCAGUAAGAUACAUUGCACUUAGAAAAGAAGGAAAAAUUAAGAGUAAUUUGUAUAAUCAAUGAGUACACAMUUUGACGUCAAUAAUUAGUAUAAUAAUGUUUAUUUUAAAUUGGAAGUCGGCAUUCAAUGAUCCCUGACCAAAUUAGUAUUAUCGUCAURUUUAUUUUUAAAUGAAUUUCCUGUGAUAUGCACCUCUAUAAUUUGCGUGAUAAACUGGAAAGAGGAAGCCCAAAUAAGGGUAGGGCCGUAGUGGAAAGCAGUGAGGUCUUCUGUCAAACUAUUCCAUUCUGGGUCAUGCAACGUCUUAACACAUUUAUUGUGUUAACUGGUUCUUAAAUAAUUUUCAAACUUUAGAAACCGAGCCCCAUUACGUGGUUAUAACCUGAUUUUCAUUCGUGUUCCGCUGUGCUGAAGUACCUCUCCCGACUUACUAGUGCUUUUCCGGUCUGCUGAAGGCUUAUUACGAGGAUCGGAGCGAAAAUAAGAAGGGAACUCGAAGUGAAAAGACUARUUUUGAUGAACAUAUCGACUUUCGUGUUGGGGAGGAACCGACUUKACGGCUAAAAAUAACAGUUUUGACACGCCCUAUCUUAUGAUAGGCGUAAGUAGUCGCUCCUUUCUACAUAAGUACAUGCACUUCUUGGUCAUCUCGUAAGAAAGCGAUUUAUGGUCAACACUCGUACACUUAGAAAGUUAUUGCACUGUAAUGAAGCUGAAGAACAAAGAUAACUCGCGUCCUGUGCAACGCGGCAAACAAGACGAGAGAGAGCAACAAAAAGAACAAGAUGUUGAAUCUCCUAAUCAGAUUGUUCCAGCAAAUUUUGAUGAGUCUGGAUCUCCUGAAGAGCCAGGAAAAUUCAGUGGAGUCUUCAAACAAGUUCUUCGUGCGUUAGAUAUACUCCAGUCCCUUUGCAAGUUACAAYUAACCCUCAAGUAUCAGAAAUGGAGGGUUGUCGUCGUCAAAACGGCAAAACUCGGCAAAGUGAUCGGUUGUAAGAUAACGUGUGAUCUUCAUAAAGGAAAACUACGUCUAAAAUUAGAGACUUCUGCACUCGUUACUGUAAUUUCGUCUCUCAUCCCUGCACCGAUACAAACUGCAGUAACUUCGAUCAACACCGCCUUCAAACGUAUCCCUUCUGGAAAUGCCGUCAUUGUGUCUCAACUUUCUGAGAAAAUACUUCACUUCAUAGCCAAGGCAAAAAGUUCAACAAAAGCAAUAUCAUGUCCUUCAAUUCCCAAUGCCAUUGGCAGCAAAAUCGCUGAUGACAAUCCCGUAGUAAGUCUUGUAGACUCACUUUUAUCGCUCAAUGUUGUUUUUAUUCUUGGGGAAAGCACUGCUAUCAAACUCAAGAGGAAGCAAAUCCUUGGUUUUGCCCAGACAGGAGAUGUUGAGAUAGACCUGCGACACGGAAUAGAGAUCGUCAAACGGCCAAGAAACCUGUUCAGGAGAGAACACAUUUCUUUAGCCUUGCUGAAACUGACGGAGUGGACAAGCUCUGAGCGGGAACUGAAGAUGACAAUUGAAAUCAUUGAGAUAUUGAAAUACGUCAAGAACUUCCAGUCUCACUAGCAACUCAUCGUGCACUUACACUCAGUAGGUUACAUAUACCUAUUUCAAAAAAGGUGUGGCGAAUGUCCGGAACGGCGAAGUUGCCCGACCGAAAGUAGUUUUUGCUAAUUGAUGACAAAUAACAACUGAUUUAUACUGUAAGAUAGUCUGUGUGAAACAUUGCCUCCAUUUAGUCUUCACUUUCUAUCCAAGGUGAAUCCAAUAAGUAACAUUUGUCAAAACAGUCUAACCAUAGUCCCUUUCGGUCGUACAAUCUCCCUUCGACAGUUGCCGUUCGCCGUUCUCCCCGACAACGUUUUUUGAAAUAGCCGUGUAUGUGGCCCGCAAGUKUUGAGACACUAGUCCAGCUCUGCACACAUCCACUGAACGUUUUUAAAGUUUUACUUUUAUAAAAUAUUACUAGCAUAAAUGAAUAUAUUAAAAACUUGAAAUGACAGAUAAUAUAASAAGCUCUGUCGGUGUACAACAAUUUGUGGUUGUCGCUGCGGCUAAUUUGUUGUCGACGUCAUUUAAUCCAUCCUUUCGUCGUUCUUUCAUCUUUUGAGACAAACUUUUCUCUGKUUUGGGAUGACUCCAUAACAAAACUUUUCUCUGAGAAAGUUUUAACAGGACUAGUAAAUGAGUCACACAUUUGAAUUAUGYGACGUUUUGAAAUUAGUCCUUAGUACAAUGCAAGUAGCAAUUUUAAGCAAACAUAAAAAAUCAAAUAUAAUUACAGCCGACUAAGAUGGUUUCGAAAGUGRUUUUGGCAAAAUAAUAUACGAAGGAAAUCCGCUAGCUUAGUGUUCCGAUGGCAGUCAGUAGCUUUCAAAAAAGGCAUAGGACGUCAAUUAUAUAAGCUCUGUAAACCUACGAUACAUAAAAUAAAAUUUCUCGUGAUACA
Exaiptasia diaphana is the source of this 2776-nucleotide messenger RNA. RefSeq lists its product as uncharacterized. The record is from RefSeq and is a predicted model, not a curated record. Lineage: Eukaryota; Metazoa; Cnidaria; Anthozoa; Actiniaria; Aiptasiidae. Bases 1030 to 1893 code for a protein of 287 amino acids. The transcript is spliced from 2 exons.